AUGUCGUCCAAACCAUUCGUCCUCCGCCCGGGGACUCUAUCUCACAUCAAUAAAAUCGCACUCAUCAUCAUCGCAGCCUAUGGUCCCGGCCCCGUACACAAAUAUCUCAACCCAAACGCAGACAUAUAUCCACAAGACCUAAAAAUGGCCCUUUUACAAUCCGUUACGAUGUCCUACCUAAAUCCUCGGACUUUAACACUAGUAGCUUGCUCGGAAGAGUCUCCUGAUGUUGUUCUUGCGUAUGGAAUGUACACACGUAUGGGAGACGAUCUUGGAGCGGACGACUUUCUUCAUCGAAGGUCGUGGGUGGAAAGGGUGGGGAGAUGUAUGCUGAGUUAUUUUCUCGCGGGCUUGUUCAAAUCAUAUAAUUUUAUUCGGCCUAACCGUGCCGCUUCAAAAUCCCACACUGCAGUUUUCGAACACUCAAUCACGCAGGAUAGAGAGCGAUACUGGUCUGCCGCCAGCUUUCCGAGGAGACGCAAUCGCUGGCAUGCCAAUGCAAUCGUAGUACUUCCAGAGUACCAAGGAAGAGGACUUGGAAGAUUGUUGAUGGAACAUGUUCUGGAAGAGGCAGAGAAGGAAAAAGUUCCUGUGGGAUUAAGUGCCAGCCCGGCAGGCGAGAGAUUGUAUAGAAAGUUAGGAUUCGCAUGGUUAGGGGACUUUCAUACGAGGGUUGGUGUUGAAGAUUAUGGAAGUGGGGGAGGUCAUAUGCUUUGGUGGCCAAAGGGAGUUGAAAAGGAUGGAGAUUAUUGA
Molecule: messenger RNA, 753 nt
Organism: Sclerotinia borealis F-4128
Lineage: Eukaryota; Fungi; Ascomycota; Leotiomycetes; Helotiales; Sclerotiniaceae
Source: the annotation of a GenBank genome assembly